Haliotis rubra (blacklip abalone) is the source of this 2298-nucleotide messenger RNA. RefSeq names its product parathyroid hormone/parathyroid hormone-related peptide receptor-like. Gene Ontology annotation, cellular component: plasma membrane. The coding region runs from base 96 to 1643 and encodes 515 amino acids. The transcript is spliced from 13 exons. Gene Ontology annotation, molecular function: peptide hormone binding; calcitonin receptor activity. Gene Ontology annotation, biological process: cell surface receptor signaling pathway; adenylate cyclase-modulating G protein-coupled receptor signaling pathway. The record is from RefSeq and is a predicted model, not a curated record. NCBI's taxonomy places the organism in Eukaryota, Metazoa, Mollusca, Gastropoda, Lepetellida, Haliotidae.
CCAGGCGUCACUGCUGAAACUGAUGUUAAUUACAGAACUUGAGAUCCACGUACAGAGCCAGAUAUGGACAGGUGUGAACAUGAAAGCACACAGUGAUGAGGACACUUAUCAAGAUGCAUUUUGAUAUCAAGGAUACAUUGGAUAUGAAUUACUCAGCCAAGCAAAGCCAGAUCGCUCACAUCAUGUCGAAGAUGGAGCAGAAGAGGUUGUUGCUGGAGGCGAAGGUGGCGUGUUACUGGAAGAUGGUGGAACAGGAGAACAGGUCCACACUAGGUUAUGAGAUCGAGCAGCCAUCGACGAACUGUGAAGUCGUGUGGGAUGACGUGUUAUGUUGGGACGCUGCCCCUGCCGGCUCCAUCGCCACUCAGCCUUGCCCGGACUACAUCAGCGGUUUCAACAGAAACGAGAACGCCACGAGACAAUGUACAGUCAACGGAACCUGGUUUGUGUCCCCUGAGAGGAACCACACCUGGACCAACUUCACAGCCUGCUCAAAACCAACCAUCGAUCUCAAGUUUCAUGCGGAGAACGCUGCCAGAUUGCGGCUCAUGUACAGCGUCGGCUACAGCGUCUCCGUCGCCUUCCUCGUCGUCGCCGUCGUCAUCAUGCUGUGUUGCAGACGGAUGCACAGCAAGAGUAACACCCUUCACGUCAAUCUCUUCAUUGCCUUCAUUCUGAGGGCAUCCGUCUCCUUCCUCAAGGAUCUGUUGUUUAAAGGAGUUGGUCUGGACAUGGAUGUCAGACUCAAAUCAGACGGGACCUACGAGUUCCUGGAAGGCCAUCACUGGCAGUGCAAGCUCGUGUUUGUGAUCUUCAACUACAGCAUAUCAGCCAGUAUCAUGUGGAUCUUUAUAGAAGGCCUGUAUCUCAACAUGCUGAUAUACAAGACUCUAGCCACAGAGCGGAGAGGCGUAAAGAUGUAUGUUAUUUUAGGCUGGGUCAUGCCAAUAUUCCUUCUGAUCCCAUGGGUUAUUGUAAAAGCUGUAUAUGAAAAUACAUAUUGUUGGAAUAUUCAAGAAAAUCGGCAAUAUUUCUGGAUAUUGAAGGGCCCAGGUGUCGCAAUCGUCAUUAUUAACUUCAUAUCGUUUGUCGACAUUUCCCGGAUAUUAUGCAUGCGUGCUCGACACAGCAAGACCAGCGCCGGGAAGGCGAAAUACAGGAAAUUAGCCAAGUUUAUCCUGGUAUUGAUUCCGCUGUUUGGCGUGACGUACAUUGUGUUUCUUGUGGCCUUCCCUGCUGAGUUCAACACACACUCCAUCAACAUGGCGCAUCUCUACAUAGAAAUGGCGUAUAACUCCUUCCAGGGUCUUGUUUUGGCAGUGCUCUUCUGCUUCUUAAAUGAAGAGGUUCACGGUGAGCUAAAACGUCUGUGGAGACGCCAUCAGAGCCGAAGGAGCGACAUGGCAGCUUUCCGUAUGUCGUCCGGUAGUUCAUGGAAGAAGUGCUCUAAACCAUCGCCUGCUCUGGACAGAAGACACCACAGAGAGCAGAUGAGGAAACAGGCUUCUACAAAGCCUGGGUAUAACCAUGAACACACUAACGAGUUACUGAAGACAACGCUGUUUACCAGGGCGUAUAACGUCGUCAGUAUCAGUGAUGACAUUGCUGGGGGUGGUGGAGAGGAGAUCGUCCUCUUCCGGUGAAAGGGGUUUCUUUUGCCAUGGACAACAAUGCUAACACACACUCUGUUGGAGGAAACCUACUGUGUGACCACGCAUAAGGAGGGCAUCAAAGCUAGGACAGAGGGUCAAGACUUGUGUAAUUGUAGGUCCACAAUCUGGGGUUGUUCAGAUCAUUGAGUUAGGGAAUCUGGAAUAAUAUUCGUUAAAUUUCCCAUGUGUAUAUCACUGUAGUAGAUGUGAUGGAUGUGGAGGCACACAGCAAGCAGCACGUGGUCGAAUCCGGACCAGAGAAACCAGAGGAUGUAAAUCUAGCAUGGUCAGCAAUCCAGGCUGUUGGGGCACAGCCACACAAACGAGUAUGACUAUCAAGUACAGUACACGUUGAAUCCCCAAUGAGAAGAAACAAAUACUAACCAUGAUGAAUAUGAGAUGCCUCUAAGACGUAUGUACAUAGUCACCUUAUGUGUGUACGUGUAUAUGUAUGCCUUUAUGAUAAAAUUCAUUAUGUUUUGAGAAGGUUAACUGUUUAAUAUACGAUCACAUGCCUGUGUGUCAUUCAUUGUAUCAAUGGUUCGCUUUAUAAUCUUAUGUCAAUGAAAAUGAUAUGUCCCCACACACCUUACUGUUGCUCAAUGUAAUAGAUGUUUUUGUAAUAAAAUUAUCCAUGGAAAUAAUA